AGUUGACGGCCCCAUCUGAAUAGUCUCCCGCCCGGCCGUGGUGUUCUGGCCGGCGCAGGACCAAAAGUCGGCACAGCUGAUCCUAUACGGGGCUUGUGCCUUCAGCUGCUGCUGGCUUCCGCAACUUCGCAGUCCUCCCCAGCCAGCUUCACUCGCAGCACUUGUGGACACUAUUUUGUCCAGCUUCCCCCCCUGUGUAAAAACAGCGCGGGGACAAAAACUAACGCAGAGUAAAUCACUUACCUGUAGGUCACGGUUUCAAACUUACCGCUGUGGGGGAACGCUCCACCCCGCCUGUCGUUUCGCAAGCGUGAAAGCGAUAUGACACGCAAGAGUCCUGGCGGGGUUCUUCACGUAGUCACUCACGUGACUCCAAAGUAAAAUUCAAUGUCGACGGGGUCAAGGACACCUCAAAACAGAAACAUUGCUUGAUCUACUUGUAUCUCACACCUUAUUAUUUCUCAUCAUAAUGAGCCUCAGAAUUCCCACGAUGUUUUGCUCUGCUUUUGAGGUUCAUUAUAAUGAACAACUUUGAAGAGACCUCUCUGCUAGAAAAUACUAAAACUGGUUUGAUAAGAAUAACAAGAUCUCCAGGAACUAAUUUAUCACAAAUGCAUUGUGUUCUCAGAGGGAAAUGGCACAUGGUACAUGGGCCAAAGGAGCAGGUCCGCAGGUAUAUGAAACUUCUGAAUUACAAGUCAAUGGGUGAGUGAAUAGAAGGCAGGAUACCAACCAACCAAUCACAAAUGCAAUGUGUUUCCAGAUGGAAAGUACUGUUAUGGCACAUGGAACAAAAAAAGCAGAUCCGCAGACAUUUGAAACUUAAAAAUCGGCUGGUAGGUGAAUACAAAUCAGGAUAUCAAGCAACCUGCCAAUAACUAUUACAAUGCAAGAAUAUGUUUCUAGUAACCAAGGUCAUUUACAGUCAAAACAGAAUACCCUAUCAAGAGCCAGGAAUAAAGUACAGUGGCAGUCACUGUCUGCUGGAAGGUGAUUGUUGAAUAUGAUAUUUAUUCAUAUCAAUAUUCAUAUGAUAUGAAUGAUUGAUCCCAUCCCACAGCAUGCUAUCCAUUACAAUCUUGGAAUUCCCCAAAUCUAGCAAAAGCCGUCCAUUAGAAGAAAAACAAUAAGGCCUCUGAAGGAUAUGAAACCCUACGUGAGGCAGAAUAAUGGCAGAAAAUAACUUUUCAUGCAAAUUCAUGAUCUCAUCACAAAAAAGAGAGCAUGUCAUAGGAUGUCUGAUACACCAUAACUGUGACCGUAUUUAAGAGAGAAGGGCGUCCACACAGUCUAUUAUAGACAGCUUUCUCCCCUCUUCCUUCUAGUCACAGAGACAAGAGUCACAGUACAUAUUCUAUCCAUCAGGGGUUAUAGUAUACUUAAUCUUUACUGCCCAGCAAAUCCACUGAAUUCACAAUACAGUGCAUGGUCUUUUUUGAUUUCAUGAAAGGCUCUGUCAACCAAGAAGAAAUAUGAGAAUCCUUCUCAAAUUGCAAUGCCCUCGGAAAUUUGUUCGCAUUUCACAUUUGCCACACAAUGACGUGCAAAAGAUUAAAGAUGCUAGAAAUCUGGGGUAUAAACAGAACAUGCAUUGGUUUAUUUUUGUCAUGUGUACUGAGGCAUUGUGAGAAAUUCUGUUUUGUGUGCUAUUUGGGCAAAUUAUGUUGUACAUGAGUGCAUUGGGUCAUGCUAUAGAAAAAAUAAACAUAGUGUAGAAUAUAGUGUAGGAAAGAACUGCAGAUGCUGAUUUAAAUCGAAGGUAGACACAAAAUGUAAAUUGAAAGUAGACAUAAAAUGGUCAGAAUAUUAUGUUGCACAGAGUCGCUUGCCCAGAGUUGGGGAAUCGAGAAUCAGAGGACAUAGGUUUAAGGCGAUGGGGUAAAGAUGGGAACCUGAGGGAUAACUUUUUUACACAAAGGGUGGUGUGUACAUGAAAGGAGUUGCCGGAGGAGGUGUUGAGGCAGGUACUAACGCAACAUUUAAGAAACAUUUAGACAGGCACAUGGAUAGAACAGGUUUUGAGGGAUAAGGGCUAAACUCAGGCAGGUGGGACUGGUGUAGAUGGGACAUUUUCGUCUGUGCAAGUUUCGUCUGUGUGCAACAUGGGUCUGUUUCCAUGUUGUGUGACUUUAUGAAUGUGAGCAAUGAAGGACAUGCACAACCACCUCUGGUGGGUGGAUAACAUUUUUUUUGCAUGAAAAUGUACCUUGGACAGGUACAUGGACUGGAAAGGUUUAGAGGGAUAUGGGCCAAACAUAGGCAGGUGGGACCAACGAAGAUGGACACAUGGGUGGUUUGGGUAAAUUGGACUGAAGUGCUUGUUUCCGUGUUGUAUGACACAAGACUCCUGGAAUUACCGCUCUUCCCUGAGCUCUGUUGUGGCAGGAAUCUUCAAAAAGGAAUUAAAAUGUUUCAAGGACAUGUUAAAAUCUCCUUGAAAACAUGUCCCUGUCUCAUAGGAAACACCGAGACAUGACUGGACAGAAGAGAGAAGAAGCAUCUCAGCAGACACUGAACACCUUCUGUUUUUCUACAGCAUGUCCACAAGUCUCGGUUUCUGCAGAGAUCUUUUCAACCAUCCCAUAACUUGACUGGAAGCAAGAAUUCCUCGACUCCGGGCAACUAUCCAAGAAGGAAAAGAUCACAAACGUUGCUCUUCUUGAUACCUAUGAAAGACUUGGAGCUGGAGUAAAAGCAACAUGACUCUGGCUUAAUGGCUGAGAAGCUUUGGCAAUAUCAGGAAAAGCAUUGACCAAGGGAAAUGGAAGCUUUCUUCUUCAUGAUCAUCAUCACUGCAGCACUCAUCAGUGGAUUCAUUUAUUGUAACAUUGGCUUCAAUGAGGCUCAAGUUGACAGCCAUGUGGGAAAGCCCAACUUCAUCAUAAUUUUAGCUGAUGACAUCGGAUGGGGAGAUCUUGGUGCAAACUGGCCACUGACUAAAGAAACACCAAAUCUGGACAAGAUGGUUCAGGGUGGAAUGAGAUUUAAGGACUUCCAUGCAGCUGCCUCUACUUGUUCCCCGUCUCGUGCUUCACUGUUGACCGGGCGUCUGGGUUUACGGAAUGGCGUCACCCACAACUUUGCUGUAACCUCAGUUGCUGGCUUACCGCUAAAUGAAACUACAUUGGCAGACGUUCUGAAGGAAGCCAAUUAUUCUACAGCAGUCAUUGGUAAAUGGCACCUCGGACAUUACGGGCCUUAUCACCCUAACUUUCGUGGUUUUGAUUACUAUUUUGGAAUCCCUUACAGUAAUGACAUGGGUUGCACAGAUGAUCCUGGGUACAAUAUUCCUCCAAGCCUACCAUGUCCCAAGGAUCCUGUAAUGGAAAGCUGGAAAGUCACCACACAUACAAGAGGUGUAGCAUUGCCACUCCUUGAAAAUGAAAGGAUUGUAGAACAACCGGUCAAUCUUAGCAGCCUGACAGAGAGAUAUACAGAACAAGUCAUACAAUUCAUCCAGAAAGCGAGGAAGACCAUGCAUCCGUUCUUCUUGUACUUUGCACCAGCCCAUAUGCAUGUUCCUUUACAAUAUGAUUCUCAGUUUGCUAACACCUCCACACGUGGUCCCUAUGGAGACGGCCUACGAGAGCUGGACCAUGCGAUCGGCCAGAUCCUGGAGGAAGUUAAUGCAGAUUUUCAAAAUAACACACUGGUGUGGUUUGCUGGUGACAACGGGCCUUGGUCUGAGAAAUGCCAGUUCUCUGGAAGUGCUGGCCCAUUUGCAGGCAAGUGGCAAACACAACAAGGUGGCAGUUCAGCCAAAAGAACUACGUGGGAAGGUGGCCAUCGAACUCCAGCUGUAGCGUAUUGGCCAGGCAAAAUCCCAGCCAACACAACAAGCAGCUUACUGCUAAGCACAUUAGAUAUAUUUUCUACCCUGAUUUCGCUAGCAGGAGCAAACCUGCCUCCAAACAGACGCUAUGACAGUUUGGAUAUAACAAAGGUGUUGUUUGGCCAGUCCCACAGUGGACACAAGGCCCUCUUCCAUCCAAAUAGUGGAGCAGCUGGAGAAUUUGGGGACCUGAAGACUAUCCGUCUAAAGCAGUACAAGGCUUUCUACCUGACAGGUGGUGCCAAAGCCUGCAAGGGUGGAGAGGGGCCGGCACAACAACAUGACCCUCCUCUGAUUUUCAACCUGUUGAAUGAUAGAGCUGAAGGUCAACCUCUAGAUCCGCUCGAUGCUGAGUACCGCGCCGUGUUCCCACAGAUACAGAGGGCCCUGGACAACAUCAUCCGGGACAUCUCUACAGACAACACCUCAAUGGCUGAUUAUUCCCAUGAUCCCGCUGUAAUUCCAUGCUGCCAACCAAAGCACGUAGUGUGUAGGUGUGAGAAUGUGACCUGAAUACCUCUUCAUAUUUUAAUGAUUGUUUUCACCCGGAAUGACUUUAGGUUCCAAUGUAGUGUAGAGAAUAACUGUGAAAAAUAGCAGGUAAAGAGGUAUUGGUAGGAAGUACUGUGCCUAAGGUACCAAAAAUACCUUGGGUAGAUUUAAAAUAAUUGUAACCUUCUGAAUAAGAAAAGAAAUUGGCCGUCCUGAAACCAGAAUGGUUUAGAUCAUGCAAGGAGCAGCAUGACACAAAAUACAAUUGGUGUCAGUGUGCUUGUCUCAGCUGAAGGUGUUUUUUAACAAGAAGCUGAAAGACAAGAUCAUAAUCAUAAUCAUUAUAAUCAUAAUCAUAUAAUCAUACUUUAUUAGCCAAGUAUGUUUUACAACAUACAAGGAAUUUGAUUUGCCAUACAGUCAUACUAAUAAAAAGCAACAGAACACACAAUUUCUUUUAAUCAGAAACAUCCUCCACAUUCCUCACUGUGAUGGAAGGCGAAAAAAAGUUCAAUCUCUCCCCUUCUUUGUCCUCCAGCGGUCGGGGGCGUCUAACCUUCCGUUGAUGGGAUGAUCUUACUCCCAUAGCCAGUGGCGGGCCUCCUCAUUGGGGCGAUCAAGCUCCUGCAUCAGGGGGAAAUCUCAGCUCCCCCACGCCAGGCGAUCUUCCCUGGGUCGGGACUAGUUGAACAUCGUGCGGUUUUGGUGCUUCCCGAUUCGGUCUCUCCCGAGACUGCGAGCCCCUUUAUGUAAAGGUCCGCGGGCCGCGGUUUGAGCGUCGAUCCCAGGCAAGGAAUCGGUUCCGAUGGUAAGUCCACGUCCCGCAGCAGGUCUCAGACAGUCCCGAGCAAGGCCUCCAGCUCCACGAUGUAGGCCGCAGAGCGACCGGAGAUACGACCCGGACCCAAUCGCAUCUCCGGCAAGGUAAGAGAUUGAAAAAAAGUUUCCCCGACCCCACCUGCCCUUCUCUCACAUAAAACAAACCGGAGAACAUUAACACAAACUUUUUAAACACAUUAAAAAUAACAAAAUUUGUGACCGCAUUUAGAAUAUUGUCUUCAGUUCUGGGCACCAUGUUAUAGGAAAGAUAUUAUCAAGCUUGAAAGGGUUCAGAAAAGAUUUACGAGGAUGCUGCUCGGACUAGAGGGUGUGAGCUAUAGGGAGAUGUUGAGUAGGCUGGGUCUCUAUUCCAUGGAGCAUAGGAGGAUGGGAGAUCUUAUAGAGGUAUACAAAAUCAUGAGAGGAAUAGGUCAGGUAGAUGCACAGAGUAUUUUGCCUGGUAGGGGAAUCGAGGAUCAGAGGAUAUAGGUUCAAGGUGAAGGGAAAAGAUUUAAUAGGAAUCCGAGGGGUACCUUUUUCACACAGAGGAUGGUGGGUUUAUGGAACAAGCUGCCAGAGGAGGUAGUUGAAGCUGGGACUAUCCCAUCGUUUAAAAAACAGUUGGACUGGUACAUGGAUAGGACAGGUUUGGAGGGUUAUGGACCAAGCGCAGGCAAGUGGGACUAGGGCAGCUGGGACAUUGUUGGCGGGUGUGGGCGAGUUGGGCCGAAGGGCCUGUUUCCACACUGUAUUACUGUAUGACUCUAAGACUGUAGACGAGGUUGCCAUCAAACGCCACCCCGUGGUCAUCAUAGAGUCAUAGAGAGAGUAAUAGUCAUACAGCAUGUAAACAGGCCUUUCGGCCCAACUCAUUCAUGCCAACUAAGAUGCCCCAUCUAAGCUAGUCUGUUUAUGGCCUAUGUUCCUCUAAACCUUUCCUAUCCACGUACCUGUUCAAGUGACUUGUGCCUGCCUUAACUAUAUCCUCUGAUAGCUCGUUCCAUAUAUCCGCCACCCUCCCUGCUUAAAAGUUGCAUCUCGGUUUCUUAUUCAAUCUUUCCCUUUUCACUUCUACUUUCAUUGACAAAAUGGAAUUGGCUUACUUCUCAAUGUGGAGUUUUGAAAAAGAUGUAAUGGAAAAAAAGGGAGUGAAUGGAAAAAUUGAACUUAGAUCUGCUAGAUGUAUCAUAAAGUGUAGAUUUUGUUCAUUUUUUUUCUGUGAUUUUGGGCAAGCUUUUCGUUUCCUCUUCCUGCUGUGUGCUUAUUUACCGAGGCUGGACAUUUACUAAAUUCAUAGCAAGACUGUCUUGACCUCGUACAUUCAGGCACAAUACACCUUUUGAUGUGGUGUUCAUCUAAUUAAAAGGAUAUGGUUGUUUAAUGGAAUCUACAGCACCCUGGAAACACUAGGCACAGCAUAAUGAAAUUUAACAUGAUUUUGGAGUAUGAAUAUCUUGGGCCAGAAGUCAGCGAAUAAACAAAACAAAUUAUGGGAGAAAGUUCAAGGACAUUUCAGCACAGUAAGUGUAGAACAUAUUUAGAGAUUGAACAUGUAGUCCGAUUAUAGAAUGAGCAGGUUCAGUAGAAAAAGUGAGGCAAGCGUAUACGUGAACUUUUAAAAUUCUAUAGGAGGAAAGAGAAUGAUAAAAUAUAUUAAUCGUUGAUUGAAGCAACAAAGAUGGAUCUCGAGAAAUAGCAUAAAAGAGAGGGUCAAGGAAGUCCUUUCCAUACUACAACAGCUAUCACAGAAGAAGGCCUAGGUAGAGUGCAUGUGGAGCGGAUGUUUCCUGUAGUGAGAGAGUCUAGGAUCAGAGGGCACAGCCUCUGCAUAAAAGGAUGUAUCUUUGGAAUGAAGUUGAGGAAGGAAUUCUUUAGCCAGAGGGUGGUAAAUCUGUGGAAUUCGUUCCCACAGACAGCGGUGGAGAGCAAGUCAUUGGGUAUUAUUAAAGUAGAGAUUAAUCGGUUCUUGAUUAGAAAGGCAUCAAAGGUUAUGGGGAGAAGGUAGGAGAACGGGGUUGAGAGGAUAAAUAAAUCAGCUAUGAUUGAAUGGCGGAGCCGACUCGAUGGGCCGAAUGACGUAAUUCUGCUCCCAUGUCUUAGGAUCUAAUGACCUUAUGAUCUUAUAAGGGGAAUUUUACUUCGGAGUCACGUGAGUGACUACGUGAAGAAACCGCCAGGACGCAUGCGUGUCAUAUCGCUUCACGCAUUGCGAAAUGACAGGCGGGGUGGACGUUCCCCCGCAGCGGUAAUUUUGAAACCGAGACCGCAGGUAAGUGAAUUACUCUGUGGUCGUUUUUUGUUUCCGCGCUGUUUUUUACAGGGGGAAACUGGACAAAAAUAGAGUCCACAAGGGCUGUGUCUAAAGCUGGCUGGGGAGGACCGCGGAGUUGCAGGCAGCCAGCAGCAGCUGAAGGCACCAGCAUCACCAUGAGUGCGAUCAGCUGUGCCCGACUUAGCACCCACGCCGGCCAGAUCAACACCACGGCCGGGCGGGAAGACUACACAUAACAGAGCUGUUGACUCUGACAAGUCAAAACGGCAAGCGGGGGGAGCAUCCCCCUGCAGCGGCAAGUUUUAAAAACCAAGACCGACAGGUAAGGGAAUUACUGCGGUCGUGUUUUGUUUCCCGUGUCUGUUUCUUACAGGGGGAAACUAUGGACAAGAGUCCACAAGGGCUGCACUGGCUGGGAAAAACCGCAGAGUUGCGGGCAGCCAGCAGCAGCUAAAGGCACCAGCAUCACCGUGAGUGGGAUCAGCUGUGCCCGACUUGGCACCCGCACCAGCCAGAUCAACACCACGGCCGGGCGGGAAGACUACACAAAACAGAGCCGUUGACUCUGACAAGUCAAAACGGCAAGCGGAGGGAGCGUUCCCCCGCAGCGGCAAGUUUAAAACCGAGACCGACAGGUAAGGGAAUUACUCUGCGGUCGUUUUUUGUUUUCCGUGCUGUUUUUCACAGGGGAAACUAUGGACAAGAGUCCACAAGGGCUGCACUGGCUGGAAAGAACCGCGGAGUUGUGGUCAGCUAGCAGCGGCUGACGGCACCAGAUCACCGUGAGUGGGAUCAGCUGUGCCCGACUUGGCACCCACGCCGGGCAGAUCAACACCACGGCCGGGCGGGAAGGCUAUACGGAACAGAGCCGUUGACUCUGACAAGUCGGACUGCAAGAAAUGCCGCGGGGACCAGUGUUGCUGGGGCCAAAUGGAGCGGCUUAUGGAGCAGAUGCUCCAACGUGACAGACUCUGGGAGAUGGAGUCUUGUCACCAUGGGCUAUACAAAACACCCACAGCAGCACCUUACACAGUGCAUCUCCCUCGACAGAGGGGAGUACUGGGGGUCAAUUCUGGGCUGACCCUGAAGAGGGGUUUGCUGAACAAACAACAAGUGUGCAGGGGGUGCAGGAAGGAGAAAGAAGGAGCUCGAUGAGGAGGCAAAAACCCUGGGGCUCAUAAAGGCGACGACAGGAAGGACCUCCUACAUGCAAAGACAGCACCCUUACGCACCCACCAGCAGAGCAAGACAAUCAGAAGCUGGUGAAAGCUCAAAGGCCGGACAUACAGUACAGCGGUCUUUUUUAGGCCAUGGCCCAGACCGGCCUUCGUGGAAAAUGCGCAAACCCCAAACCCAAACCCAGACACCGGGGCCUCAACCUCCUCGAAGACUACACAGGAAGAAGUAAACUUUCCACUGGUAACCAUAGAGGUAGGUGGGUCUGGUCCCUUACAAAUUAUAGGAAGUGUGAAUAAAACACAUCUCAGUGGGAGAUUACACUUCUUUUGGGGGGCAUGGAGUGCAUUAACAACAGACACUUAUAUCCUAAACAGUAUCCAGGGAUAUACCAUUGAAUUUGUGCACAAAAAUAGCCCCAGUUCAGCAUGUACCGAACCGAACGUUCGUACUUUCACGAAAAGAAUAAUUGGAAGCACAUGCUGAACGAGUGAGACCCCACGCUAAGGGGGUUAUUGAAAAAACCCAACACGAUUCUCUGGAAUUUGUAUCUAAUAUCUUUACCAAAAACAAAAAAGAUGGUGGUUGUCACAUCAUCAUAGAUUUGACCAAAUUGAAUACAUUUGUGCAGUAUAUUCAUUUCAAAAUGGAAACCUUUGUUACUGCCAAACAAUUGAUUUCCACGGGCUACUUCAUGGCCAGCAUCGACCUAAAAGAUGCUUACUAUUCAGUGCCUAUACGGACUGAUCACAGACGUUAUUUAAAAUUCAACUGGAUGGGGCAGCCCUGGCAGUAUAGAGCUCUACCAAAUGGAUUAACAUCAGCCCCAGGCUGUUUACAAAAAUUUUGAAACCAGCCCUAGUGUUGCUUCGGAAACAAAAACAUAUGAUCAUGGCCUAUCUAGAUGACAUAUUGAUUGUGGGCUAAACUUUGGAAUUAGCCAAACUAGCUGUAUCAGCCACCAAACAAUUGUUUGAGAAACUGGGGUUUAUCAUCCAUCCAGUUAAAUCUAAACUAACGCCUUCCACCAUAAUGGAUUAUUUGGGGUUCACUGUUGACUCAGUUCACAUGUCGGUGACUUUACCAAAGGACAAGGCUACAGUCUUAACUGAGGCCUGCAACAACCUCAUUGACAUCAGUGAACCAUCUAUCAGAUUGGUAGCAAGGGUGAUUGGCAAAAAAGUGGCUGCUUUUCCAGCCACACAAUUUGGACCUUUGUAUUAUCAAAAUUUACAAAGGGCAAAAAUACAAGCGCUCAAAAUUAAUGCUGGUCAUUUCGGCAGACCAAUGAAGCUACCAAUCAAAGCAAUUAUGGAAUUAAAAUGGUGGAGGGAUAACAUUCGGCAUUGUUCCAGCCCUAUAAUUAUCAGCAACCCCUCAGUGGUGCUACAAACUGAUGCCAGUGCACUUGGUUGGGGUGCGACCAAUUCCAUCUCCAGCUGUGGAGGUAGAUGGAAUGCACAGGAGGCAUCAUUACUACAGACACUUGGCAUAAAGUACCUGGAAAUGUUGUGUGCGUUCUAUGGCCUAAAGUCAUACUGUUCUGGAAUAUAUCACCAGCAUGUUAGACUACAGAUUGACAAUACCACCGUGGUGGCAUAUAUUAACCAUAUGGGUGGAAUCAAAUCGACAUCAUGUGACAAUCUGGCUAAUACAAUUUGCCAAUGGUGUAUCCAGAGAAAUAUUUGGAUAUCAGCUACUUACCUGCCAGGUAACCUAAAUUCAGUGGCAGACACCAGGUCACGCAAAUUCAAUGAAAACAUCGAAUGGAUGUUGGAUAUAAAAGUAUUUGCUGAUAUUGUAGCACGGUAUGGAACACCAGAUAUCGAUCUAUUUGCAUCUAGACUCAAUCACCAGUUACCAAACUAUGUUUCUUGGGAACCAGACCCUGGGGCAUCAGCGAUAGAUGCUUUUUCGCUGCAUUGGGGGAAAUUGUUUUUUCUAUGCAUUCCCUCCUUUCUGCCUCAUCAGUCGGGUAUUACGCAAAAUACAACAAGACUCGGCGUCUGGUAUUUUGGUAGUGUCCGAUUGGCCUAAUCAACCAUGGUUCCCUGUGAUACUCGACAUGGCCUUAGAACCAUGUAUCACCAUCCUGAAACGACCAGAUUUGUUGGUUCAUCCCGUAACUGGGGAUAGCCAUCCAUGUCAUAAUACGACAAACUUAUUAAUUUGUAGAGUUUAAAGAAACCUCUACUGGAACUGGGACUGACGGACCGAACAUUGAACAUUAUCUCAGCGGCUCACAGGCAGUCCACCAUAAAACAAUAUCUGGUAUACAUCAGGAAAUGGGAGAUAUAUUGUCACAGAAACAACAUCACUUACAGCUCGAUGAACAUAACGUCUGUUCUUGAAUUCCUGGCAGGCCUCCAUUAUGAUGAGGAGCUCAGUUACAGUGCCAUUAACUGCGCCAGGAGUGCCCUUUUAGCAUAUCUAUGGCGAGGAUCAGAGUGUCAUUCUGUUGGGACUCACCCCCUGGUAACCAAACUUAUGAGGGGAAUUUUUAAUAUCAAUCCCCCAAGAACCAGGUACUCUCAAAUAUGGGAUGUGAGUAUUGUCCUAACGUUGCUAAGGAAUUGGUCUCCAGCAACAGCUCUGUCCCUGCAAAAACGGACGCAUAAAACAGUCAUGCUGAUGGCUUUGGUCACAGCACAAAGUCUUUACAUAAGUUAAGGCUGGACAAUAUGACUUCUUCAACAAGAAAUAUAACUUUUCAUAUUCACGAAUUAGUCAAACAGAACAGACCGCCUCAAAAUAGAAUUUAGGGCUUACCCUAUAGAUGAUCGUCUCUGUAUAAUAAGACAUUUAUUGUUAUAUAUGGAGAACACCAAAAACAUCAGAGGCUAUGAGAUGGCACUACUAAUCAGCCACAAGCAACCCCACAAAAAAGUGUCAGUUCAAACUAUUUCCAGAUGGCUGAAACAGGUUUUAACAACAGCUGGAGUGGAUACUAACAUAUUCAAAUCUCAUUCCAUCAGGGCUGCAGCUACAUCGGCAGCUAUGGAGUUGGACGUACCGAUGGACCAAAUCCUGGAGACAGCAGGAUGGUCAAGGGAAAAAAAGUUCCAACAAUUCUACCAUAAACCAGUGGUUAAACCUGGAACUUUUGCAGAAUCAAUUUUAAGUUCUGUAAUAUGAUUUCACCCCAUGAAAUAGGGGCUAUAAUUUGUUGUUAAUAACUUUAUCAUGGAUUUCAAUGUCGGAUUCAUGUUUAAACAUGUUAACACAAUUCCUCCCUUAGUCAAUUAAGGCAGAUGUGAUGCAUGGACUCGUUUCCACGGCAUGAAAUCACAGAGCUUUGAAAUCUUCACGUAGUCACUCACGUGACUCCGAAGUAAAAUAGUAAGAUUAAACGAGAAUUUACCAGUUCGAAGUUUGAUCGUUAUUUUAUGAGGAGUAACGUUGAGGGAUUACGUGCCCUCCGCUCCCACCCUUGAUUAUAAAGUUCAACUGGUAUCCUCUUCUCUAAUCUUACUAUGUUCAGUCAUUUACUGUUAUCUGUGAUUUCUCACCGCUGCUUUGAAGAAUAACACGCAUGCGUCCUGGCGGGUUCUUCACGUAAUCCCUCAACGUUACUCCUCAUAAAAUAACGAUCAAACUUCGAACUGGUAAGUUCUCGUUUAAUCUUACUAUUAAUAGGCAGAAACAAAGAACUGCAGGUGCUGACUUACAAAAGAUACAGCAUGCUGGAGUAACUCAGCAGGUUACUCUGGAAACCUGCAGAGUAGGUUCCAGCAUCUCUGGAAAACAUGGAUAGGUGGCAUGUACUUGAGUUGAGUUGUGGUUGAGGAUGUGGUUAGUAUUUCCAAGAUGCAGCAGAUUCCAUUAUUGCACAGGUGAAUUGUAGGAGCAGAACAAAGCCCUAAAUACCCUGAUUUGCUAUUUCUCCAGAAUAUUCACAUGAUAGGAUACCUUUUGUGGAAAUGGUGUCCAAAUAAAAUCAUUGAAUUUGAAUAACUUGGAAGUGACAAGAUUUGUCAAUGAUUUGAGGGAACAAAGACACUGCUCGAAAACAGAAAUGCAAAUUAUAUGUACACAUAAUAAACUUACGAAGAUAAGAAUUA
Messenger RNA from Leucoraja erinaceus (little skate), 12652 nucleotides. RefSeq names its product arylsulfatase G (gene arsg). The transcript is spliced from 12 exons. The coding region runs from base 2762 to 4345 and encodes 527 amino acids. The record is from RefSeq and is a predicted model, not a curated record. Lineage: Eukaryota; Metazoa; Chordata; Chondrichthyes; Rajiformes; Rajidae. Gene Ontology annotation, molecular function: arylsulfatase activity.